AUGGGAAGGAAAGGCUCAGAAGUGUCACCAAGUAACAGGUAUCCCUUGAGGUCUGCGCAUAGUAGUGGUAGAGUUCUUCGCUCUGCCUCAGCCAAUGAUAAUAAGGACAGUGAGCCUCUGAAUGCUGCUGCUGCUACCCAAGCCGCUGUGAAAAAAAGAAGUGGCAGUCAAUUGGAUAGUCCUAAUAGCAGUGUCAGGUUGCUUCGCUCUUCAUCAAAAAAUAAGGACGAGGCACGUAGUGGGCCUCUAAAUGACAGGAUCCCUGAUAAGCCAGCUGCAAAUAAAAGAAAACAUGCCAGUCCCUCACAGGUGGGAAGUCCCAGCAAUAGUGUGAGGGUGCUUCACUCUGCAAUAAAAAAUAAAGAUGAGGCAUGCAGUGAGCCUCUAAGUGACAGGAUCGCUGGUGAGCCAGCUGCAAAUAAAAGAAAAAACGUCAAUCCCUCAAAGCUGGGGAGUCCAAGCUGUGGUGUGAGGGUGCUUCGGUCUGGUUCAAAAGCUAAGGAUGAGACAUGUACCAAGCCUUUAAAUGAUAGCGCUGUUGUUGAACCAGCUUCAAGUAAAAGGAAAUGCACCAGUCCGUCAAAGGUGGGAAGUCCCAGCAAUAGUGUCAGGGUGCUUCGAUCUACAUCAAAAUAUAAGAAUGAGACAUGUACUGAGCCUUUAAAAGAUAGUGAUGCUGUUAAACCAGCUGCAAAUAAAAGGAAAGGUGUCAGUCGUUCAAAGGAGAGAAGUCCCAACAGCAGUGUCAGGGUGCUUCGCUCUGCCUCAAAUAAUAAGAUUGAGGCAUCUAUUGAUUCUCUAAAUAAUAGUACUGCUGGUCAACCAGCUGCGAAAAGAAGAAAAAGUGGCAAUUCCUUCGAGGCAGGAAGCCCUGUGAAGAGUGCCAGGGUGAAGAGUGCCAGGGUGCUUCGCUCUACCUUAGAAAGGAAGAAUGAGGCAUCUAGUGAGCCUUUAAAUGAUAGUGCUGCUGCUCAACCAUCUGCGAGGAAAAGAAAAGGUGGGGCAAUUUCAAAGACCGAUAGUCCAAAGGUUGGUGUUAGGGUUCUUCGCUCUGCCUCAGGAAAGAAGAAUGAGGCAAGUAGUGAGCCUGUAAAUGAUAGUACUUCUGCUGAACCAACUGUGACAAAAAGAAAAAUUUGCAAGCCUUCAAAGGAUCGCAGUCCCAAGAAGGACUACUUAAAAAUUUGUCAAAGAAUUAGAUAUAUUUUGAACCGAAUGAACUAUCAACAAACCUUUAUUCAGGCUUAUGCAAGUGAAGGUUGGAAAGGACAAAGUUUGGAAAAAAUAAGACCUGAGAAGGAGCUUGAACGAGCCAAGGAAGAAAUCCUCCAAUGCAAGUUAAGAAUCCGGGAAGCUUUUCGAAAUAUGGACUCUCUUUUAUCCAAGGGGAAGCUUGAAGAAUCUUUGUUUGAUUCCGCAGGAGAAAUUUCAAGCGAAGAUAUAUUUUGUGCCGUAUGUGGUUCAAAGGAUGUUACUUUACAAAACGACAUCAUUCUUUGUGAUGGAGCCUGUGACAGAGGAUUCCACCAGAACUGUUUGAACCCUCCUUUGCUAACUGAAGAUAUACCUCCUGGGGAUGAAGGAUGGCUUUGCCCUGCAUGUGUGUGCAAAGCAGACUCUAUAGAUGCACUAAAUGAACUUCAAGGAAGCAAGCUCUCUAUUCAUGACUCAUGGGAGAAAGUUUUCCCUGAGGCAGCUUCAAUUGCCAAUGGUUCUAAACAAGUUGAUGCUUCUGAUCUGCUGCCGGAUCAUAUAAAGGACAGUGACAACCUUGCAUUGGCUGAAGGGCAUAUGGUGAAUGAAGUCAGGUUUUCUGCAGAGGAUGACAGCAAAGCGGAUGACCUUGGCUUGCCUUCGGAGGACUCAGGGGAUGGUGACUUCGAUCCAGCAGGUCCAGAUUCUAGUGAAGACCAAAAAGAUGGAUUGAACUCAGAAGUGUCAGAUUUCACAUCUGACUCUGAUGAUUUUUGUGCGGAGAUUGCUAAAUCUUGCGGCCAGGAUGAAGUCUCAGAAUCUCCAUUAUCAAAUGUGAUAAACCGUACUGAUAGAAUGAAACUCAGGGCCGCCGAUAACUGCUCUAAUGAACAAAACCACAAUCAUGCAUUUAUGGACAUGAAACUAGAUCAAGACAUGGUGCUACCAGUUUCAAGCAGGCGGCAGGUUGAACGGUUGGAUUACAAAAAACUAUAUGAUGAGGCAUAUGGGAAAGAAUCAUCUAAUUCAAGUGAUGACGGAGAGUGGUCUGGAAAAGAACUAUUAGAAGGCAGUGAAACAGAUUCACUUGGCGAGCGACUUCAUCCUGUAAAACGGUGCUCUAGAAGAGCACCAGCAGGGCAGCAGAAUAAUGAGCAUACACCACAGAGGGAGCCGCUUCAUGGUUCUGAAAGUGAGCAGAAAACUGAAAUUCUUCGCUCCAAUGGCGGCUAUAGCACAGGACGGAAGUUUGGUCCUGUAGUUACCCAGAAAUUGAAGGUACAUUUUGAGAAAGAUCCAUAUCCUAGCCGUGAAACGAAAGAGAAUCUAUCAGAAGAACUAGGCUUGACAUUUAAUCAGGUCUCCAGAUGGUUCUCUAGUACUCGUCACUAUUUAAGGGUUGCUUCUGCCAAAAAAGAAAUGCAUCCUGACGGCCAUACUAGUGAGAAUAAUGAUAGCACAACUGUAGAUAGCUUGCAAGCAAGACAACCCAAUGCUGGGGUGAUGGAAAAGUUGACUAGGGAUAGAAAUGACAUUGUUCCUGAGACACUGAUGGCGCAGAACAAUCUUAACCAAGGGGUGAUGGAAAAAUUGAUUAGGGAUAGAAAUGACAAUGUUCCUGAGGAACCGGUGGUGCAGAGCAAUCUUAACCAAUGUAAUAUUGAAGAAAUCCCGCUUUCUGGAACAGAAAUUGAGAUGGAGUCUUGCGGACAAGAAGCAUCUGACUCGAGUGAUGAAGAGUGGUCCGCACUCAGCACACCACGAAAAACAAGAUUACAAGGCAAUGAAAAAGCAUCAGUUACUGAAUCACCACGCUCUACAAAACGGUGUUCCAGAAGAGCAGCUAGGGAGCAGAAUAAUGAACAUACUCAGAGCGAGCAGCUUCAUGGUUCUGCAAGUGAGCAGCAAACUAGCGAGCAGCUUCAUGGUUCUGCAAGCGAGCAGCAAACUAGAGAGCAGCUUCAUGGUUCUGCAAGUGAGCAGCGAACUGAAGCUCUUUGCUCCAAUGUCAGCAGUGGCAAAGCCUCAAAAUAUCAUUUUGGCCCUAUAGUUAGUCAGAAGCUGAAGGAACAUUUUGAAAAAGAUCCAUAUCCUUGUCGUGCAACAAAAGAGAGUCUGGCACAAGAGCUAGGACUGACAUUUAAUCAGAUCAGUAAGUGGUUCUCUGCUACUCGUCAUUAUUCAAGAGAUGCUGUUGCCAAGAACCAAAAACAUCCGGGAGAAAAGACUACUGAGAAUAAUAAUAGCGCAACCUUUGAUGGCACACAAGCAAUUGAACCCAGUGUUGGGUUGAUAGAUAAACCAACUGCAGAUAUAAAUGACAUGAUUUCUGAAAAAUUGAUGGUCCAAAUUAAUCUUAACGAAGGCAUUGAAGAAGAUAUCCCACUGAGCCAAUGUACCAGGUGUGAAGAGGAAGUAACUAUGACUCCAGCUGCCAUCUCAAGGGAAGCUGGUCCUCCAGGAUAUGGUCCUGGAGAAAACUUUCUUCAGGUCAGUUCAAGGAAUACUAGCUGUGAGCAGAGUGUGAUAAUGGCUCCUACCGCUAUCGCAAGAGAAGUUAGUCCACCAGGAUAUGCGCCUGGAGAUAACCAGGGCAGUGGGGCUCCAUGGAAUACAAGCUGUGAGCGAAGACUGUUUAUGAGUCCUGCGGCCAGCUCAAGAGAAGUCGGACCUCCAGGAUAUGGGCCUGAAGAAAACCGAGGCAGUGGCAUUUCCUGGAAUACAAGCAGUGAGCAAAUAUUGUUUAUGAGUCCUACAACCAUCUCAAGAGAACUUGGUCCACCAGGAUAUGGGCCUGGAGAAAACCAGCGCUGUAGCACUUCAUGUAAUACAAGCUGCGAGUCGGGAGUAUUUAUGAGUCCUGUGACCACCUCAAGAGCAGACGGUCCACCAGGAUAUGGGCCUGGAGAAAACCAGGAGAAUGACAGUACGAGCUGUGAGUUGAGAAUGUUUACAAGUCCUACAACCAUCUCCAGAGAAGUUGCCCCACCAGGAUAUGAGCUUACUGGAAAAAACAAGGGCAACAGCGCUUCGUGGACUACGAAUUACCAGCAGGGAGUGUUUAUGAGCCCCAAAACCAUCUCAAGAGAAGCCUGUCCUCCAGGAUUUGGGUCUGGAGAGAACCAGGGCAACGAGACUCCAUGGUAUAUGAGCAGCAAACAGAGAGCGUUUACGAGUCCAUCAUUUACGAGUCCUACAACCAUCUCGAGAGAAGUAGGCUCGCCAGGGUAUGGACAGGGAAAUCAGGGCAAUGGUGCUUCUUGGAAUACGAGUUAUGAGCAGGGAGUGUUUAUGAGUCCUACAGACAUCUCAAGAGAAGUCGGUCCGCCAGGAUACGGUCCUGGGGAAAAUCAGGGCAAUAUCACUUCGUGGAUUUCGACCAACAAGCAGAGAAUGUUUACAGGUCCUUCAACCAUCUCGAGCCAAGUCGUCCUGCCAGGAUAUAGCCCUGUAGGAAUCCAGGGAACUGGUGGCUCAAGGAGUAUGAACCUGGAAGCCUUUCCACCAGGAUAUGGACCUGGAGAAAACCAGCGCGGUGGUGCUUCAGGGAGUGUCAUAAGCCCCCAAGCUCGGUCUGUGGAGAGUGUAGAAUUUUCAGACGAGGCUAGAAAAAAGGCUAUACAGCGGGAGCUGAGACGGCGGCAGAAGUUCAGGUGA
This is a messenger RNA of Miscanthus lutarioriparius, 4851 nucleotides long. Lineage: Eukaryota; Viridiplantae; Streptophyta; Magnoliopsida; Poales; Poaceae. The record is from the annotation of a GenBank genome assembly.